Messenger RNA from Salvia splendens (bonfire salvia), 2458 nucleotides. RefSeq names its product probable clathrin assembly protein At4g32285. Gene Ontology annotation, cellular component: clathrin-coated vesicle; clathrin-coated pit. Gene Ontology annotation, biological process: clathrin-dependent endocytosis; clathrin coat assembly; vesicle budding from membrane. The record is from RefSeq and is a predicted model, not a curated record. Gene Ontology annotation, molecular function: SNARE binding; 1-phosphatidylinositol binding; phosphatidylinositol-4,5-bisphosphate binding. The transcript has 2 exons. The coding region runs from base 310 to 2241 and encodes 643 amino acids. NCBI's taxonomy places the organism in Eukaryota, Viridiplantae, Streptophyta, Magnoliopsida, Lamiales, Lamiaceae.
CAGUUAUGCCUUUCUCUCUCCCCAAUUUUGCAGCAAAUCUAGAGAGAGAAUUGCAAGAAUAGAGAGAGAAGCGCUAUUCCGAUUUCUCUCAAACCUCAAAUUUCUCCCCAUUCCACUGUUACACACUUUACUGCACCUCUGACCUCAUUCCUUUCUGCUUUAUUCAUACAGCUGAUUUUUCGCGGUCGGCCGCCGUCUGAUCUGAAUCCGUUUAAUUUUCGAAAAGUGAAUAAAUUGAAGGCUCAGCAAUCUGGUUGAUUAUUUUCAUUUUGUUCGCCGGAAGGGUAUUGACGAGAUCGGAUUCAAACCAUGGCGCCGAGCACAAUACGAAAAGCGAUCGGGGCGGUGAAGGAUCAGACGAGCAUCGGGAUCGCUAAGGUCGCGAGCAACAUGGCGCCGGAGCUGGAAGUAGCCAUAGUCAAAGCUACCAGCCACGAUGAUGAUCCGGCUUUAGAGAAGUACAUAAGGGAAAUUCUCCAAUUGACCUCCUUUUCGCGUGGGUAUGUUAGCGCCUGUGUUGUUGCCGUGUCUAAAAGAUUGGGGAAAACGCGUGAUUGGAUUGUGGCUCUCAAGUGUUUGAUACUUAUUCAUCGAUUGCUCAAUGAAGGGGAUGCUGUCUUCCAGCAGGAAAUCAUGUAUGCUACUAGAAGGGGGACUAGGCUGUUGAAUAUGUCUGAUUUCCGCGACGAGGCGCACUCGAGCUCUUGGGAUCAUUCGGCUUUUGUGAGGACCUAUGCGCUCUACCUGGAUCAGAGGCUGGAGAUGAUGAUUUAUGAGCGGAAGCAGAGCGGGAAUGGAGGUGAGAUGGAGACAUCUGGGGCCAGAGAUGAUAGAUAUAAUUAUCGAUCGCCACCAGAAUCAAACAGGGGUGGAUACGAGUAUAGCCAUGAGUAUCGGGAGGAGCCGUAUGGAAUGCGCAGAUCAAGGUCGUCUGGUGAUGUGAGGGAAUCGACGCAGGAGAGGAAAGAUGCUACUCCUCUCAGGGAUAUGGCGCCUGAGAGGAUCUUUGGGAAGAUGGGUCAUUUGCAGAGGCUGUUGGAUCGGUUUUUGUCUUGCCGGCCAACAGGUUUGGCAAAGAAUGAGAGGAUGAUUCUGGUUGCACUGUAUACAAUUGUUAAGGAGAGCUUCAAGUUGUAUGCUGAUAUCUGUGAGGUUUUGGCUGUGCUGUUGGACAGGUUCUUUGAUAUGGAGUAUCAGGAUUGUGUGAAGGCGUUUGAUGCUUAUGCGAGCUCAGCAAAGCAGAUAGACGAGCUGGUCGGAUUUUAUAACUGGUGCAAGGACAUUGGCGUGUCAAGAUCUUCUGAUUAUCCAGAAGUUCAGAAAAUUACUGGCAAAUUGUUGGAGACAUUGGAGGAAUUUGUGAGGGAUAGGGCUAAAGCAAUGAAGAGUCCAGAGAGGAAGGUCGAGGCGUUGCCAGCACCUCCAGUGGAGGAAGAGCCGGUGCAAGAUAUGAAUGAGAUUAAGGCGCUGCCGCCUCCUGAGGACUAUACUCCCCCACCACAACCUGAGCCUCUGCCUCCUAAGCCUGCCGUUCAAGAGACUGGCGAUCUGCUGGAUCUAAGGGACGAGGGAGUGAGUGCUGAUGAUCAAGGGAAUAAAUUUGCUCUGGCAUUGUUUGCUGGACCAGUGGCCAACAAUGGGAAUGGCUCGUGGGAAGCAUUCCAUUCGAAUGGGGAGUCGGAGAUGACUUCUGCUUGGCAAAAUCCAGCUGCAGAGACAGGCAAGGCCGAUUGGGAACUGGCUCUUGUUGAAACUGCUAGUCAUUUGUCUAAGCAAAAGGCAGCAAUGGGUGGCGGACUUGAUCCGUUGCUGUUGAAUGGCAUGUAUGAUCAGGGAAUGGUUAGGCAGCAUGUGAGCACUGCUCACUUGAGUGGUGGAAGUGCCAGCAGCGUUGCAUUGCCGGGUCCUGGAGCGAGUAAAACUCCAGUCUUGGCACUCCCUGCACCGGAUGGAACAGUCCAGGCCGUUGGACUGGAUCCAUUUGCCGCGUCCUUGAGCAUCGCUCCUCCUUCGUACGUGCAGAUGGCCGACAUGGAGAAGAAGCAGCAGUUGCUGGUUCAGGAGCAGAUGGUGUGGCAGCAGUAUCACAGAGACGGCAUGCAAGGCCAGGCUAGUCUGAACAAGAUCGGCGCGGGUGGAUAUUACGCUCCUGGCAUACAGCCCCCAAUGCCGUACGGAAUGCCACCGGUGAACGGAGUCGGAGUGCCACCUGCUGGUGGUUACUACUAUGCUCCGUACUGAUUCUUGGUAAAUUUUUUCUAUACGUUAGAUUUUACUUUUGUUUAAAUCUUGUAAUUUUCAAUGUAUUUGAUGUGAGUUUGCUCGCAUUUGUGCAUGACUUUGGGGAAGAGGGCAGAGAGAAAUUGAGGUGAAGAGUGAUUGUGAGAGAUUUAAAUGGUGUAAUCAUCUUGUUAUGUAAUAUUAUUUGCAAUUUCAGGUUCUUGUUCUAGAACACUAA